AUGUUUAAAUUUUUCUCUCAGCCAAGUGCCGACGAACCUCCUUCUGCUGCAAAUUCUACUGAAAAUCCCUCUUCAAAUUUGCCAGAAAUUCCGGAAAAACCACCAGUGAAAAAUGGAAGCUCAACAACAAAAAAAUCGGACGCAAGCGGCGGUUCGCAACCAAAAAAAGUGAACGCGACGCGCAAGAAAAUGUUUCGCGGAAAAAGUCAGUCGAAUUCAAAUUCAAAUUCAAAUAAUAUUUCUACUACUACUAUUUCUGCUGCACAACCAAAAAAUCGAGAAGAAAUGUCGAGUGAAAUGAAGAAACGACAACAUGUUUCGACGAUUUUUGUGGUUGCGAAUAAUACUGAAGGUAUGGGCGAAAAAUGGUCAUUUUCACGGUGUUUUGGUGGGAAAAUUUGAGGAUUGUUUUUGCCGAAAAUAGAAAAUUAACCGAACUAAAAUGAAUCUGUGGUGAAUUUUCAUAACAAAAUUUUGAAACAGGGAAUUUUUUUGAAUGAAAAUUGAUUUGGUUUUGUCAUAUUUAGAUAAAAAAUCAAAAUCAAAAUGUUGUGUUUUUCAAUGAAACUUUUUUGAAACAGUGAAUUUUUUUCACCCCCAAAUUCAUCAUUGAAAUUCCUCAAAAUAAAUUUUCGAUUCCAGAAUUCGAAAUGGAACGUCAAACAUUGUGGCAAGAUGUGCUGCCAGAAUUGCAAAAUUUCGCAUUUCAAUCGAAUUUCGACCUCGAAUGGUGUGACGUGGCAUUAGAAAUCGGAGCUGGAAGUACAGCUGGAAAUUCAGAAAUCUCCACAAAUUCUAUUGAACACGUUUUUCGAGAAUGGAAAAAUAAUGAGAAUAAUUGGAUUGUUGUGAGUUUUUUUUCGAAAGGAAAUUUGGGGGAUGUUCGGAUUUUCUGGGGAAAAAUUCAUAUUGUAUUUAUUGGUCCCACCGCGAUCUACAGUACCUAUAAAGAUCUCCAGUAUAUGUAUUUCAAUAGAAUUUUCAAAUCUACAGUACUCCCCCUCCCUUUAAAACUCUAUACAUUAUUUAUUUAUUUGCAGUUUCUUCUCGGCAAUCGUUAUGGCAGUGUUUCUGCUCCGUUAUCACUUCGAAAAGAGGAAUUCGAAUCUAUUCGAAGUUCAUUGUUUGAACUUAAUGUUGGUCAGUUUUUUUGAGAUAACAAAACUUUUUCAUUGACUUUUUUGAGGAAAAAUUUGAUUUCCUGUGCUUUCCCCAUUUUUUUUCGUUUUUUUCCCCAACAAUUCAAUCAACCUUUUCUCCUGCUUUUUGAUGUCUUUUUUUCGAAAAAUAGGGAGAAAAUGGAGAUUUUUAUCUUUUUUUGUUGGAAAAUUGAAAUUGUAUUGAGUUUUUGAAAAUAAAAUUUCAAGAUUUUGUUCAGAAAAUCAAAGUUUUUAUAAGUUUUCAAGCGUUCCAAAUGUUUUCUCUCAAAACAAUGUGUUUUUGAUUUUUCGAAAAACUUUUCAAAAGUUCAAAUUUUUCAAAAAAAAUGAGUUUUCAGUUUUUUUUUUAAAUUUUUUUUUUCUUUCAAAGUUUUUCUAUUUUUCAGAAGAUUUUUGACAGAAAAUACAUUCCACGUGGUAAAAUUACUACAGUAUAGUCUAUUUUACUUUCAAACUAGAGCAUAGUCAUAGGGACACUUAUUUUCUUCCAAAUUUUAAUCUAGAAAAACAUAUUUUAACUUCAAGUUCACCCCAAAAAUCUGAUUUUUUGCAGACGUUCGAAUAUUAGAUCAAUGUUACACAAUUGAUCGAAAUCAAGAAGAAUAUCGCCUAAAUCCAUCAGCUUUAUCCGAUUCAAAAUUGAAAUCCAAACUAACAAAAGCAAUUCAAAAAGGAGCAUCAGCUGCACACGAAGAAGGAACAAUUAAUCAAGUGCAUGAAAAACGACAAAAUCGAUUUUUCCAGUCGCCAAUCGAUUGCUUAGUAAAAUAUAUAUUGGAAGCCAAUUCGAAUCGAUGCACUUUUUUGUUGCGAAAAAUUGAGGGAGCCAAAUUUGAGGAGAAAACUAAUUCGAUUUUUGUGGAGAAAAGUGAAGGGAAUAUUAGGAAGAUUGAGGAUUUGAAGGUGGGUUUCUGAAAAAAAACAUUUCUGAAAUUUAUGAAUUUUAGCCCUGUGAAGAAAAUUUAUAAAAUAAUUUUUUUGAAUGACUUUUCAUGAGAAAAAAAUCUGAUGAAAAUUACGUUUCAAAAAUUUUGCAAAAUAAAAACACAAAUUUUUAAUUUGAUACAUUGUUUGCAAACUCUUUUGAAAAUUAUUCAAAAAAAAUAUAAAAAUAAAAAAAUAAUUGAAAUUUCCAUUUCAAAAACCAGGAAAAAUUAGUAUUCCACACAAUCAACCUCUCACAUUUUUCCCACAAAUAUUUUUGCAUUUAAAAAAUCCAAAUCCCAAAAAUUUCAGAACGAAAUCUCGCUGAAAAUGACAGAUCGUGUAAUGACGCAUGUUCUUCGACCCGAAAACACUGAUAUCGCAUAUUUCUUCAAUUCGCGCGAAAGUGAUAAAUAUCGCGAGAAAAUUGCCAGACAAUUCAAUGAUCGUCUCAAGACCCAAUUGGGAGAAGUUCAUCGGAAUUUGAGACCCGAUGCACCGGCGACAGCUUAUGAAAUUGCUGCUAGAGAGGAUGCUAUUCAUAUGGGUGAGCAUGGGGAUUUUUUUGCAAGUAAAAUUUCAAAUUUCAAAUUUGGCGGCACAGAAUUACAAAUUUUUCCCGGAUUUCUGAUUUUAUAUUUUCCAAAUUUGAGAGAACAUUUGUAUUUUCUAUUUUGAAAAUUCUGAAAUUUCAGCCUGAAAGCUGAAUUUUUGGUUUUUCUCAAAAAGAAAUCUGAAAAUUUUAACCGGAAAUUCUGAAUUUCAGCUGAAAAUCCAGAUAGUUUUGUACUUCAAAGUUUCUAAAUUUUUUAAAUUAAAAAUUCACUGAAAUCUGGAACUUUUUGAUCUCAAAAAUGUUUUUGUUGAAGUUUUCAAAGAAAAAAUAUCCGGAGACUUGAAAUUUUUCACAAAAAAUCUCAGAAAAAUUCUGAAUUUUCCUAAUUUUUCCCUAAUUUUUUAAAUGAUCUCCUCAAUAAUCCUAUUUUGUUUCCAGAACACCUCAAAUAUCAGCUCUCAAUCGGAAAUCUUGCUCGCCCAGAAAUCGACAAAAAGUUAGACGAAAUCGCCAAUGUCAAAAUCCACCGUGGCGUUUUUCUGAUCCAAGGUCCAGAUGUUUGUGGAAAAACUCAAUCUCUCUGCAGACUUUUCGAUAAAAUCCCCGAUUCUGAAGCUUAUAAGAUCAUCAGAUUCACAAAUCUCUCAUAUUCUUCCAAUUUUGCUCAUGAAAUUUGGCGGAAUAUUUGCCUUUCUCUAUGUUAUUCUGCGAAAGUUGAUCCAACUUCAAUUUUGGAUCAAUUUAAGUUGGGAAAUAUUCUGAAAUGUUUGGAAUUGUGUUGUGAACAAAUCGAUAAACCCGCGUGUAUUUUUAUUGAUGACAUACAUUUAUUAAGAUUUGGACACUUUUUGAGCAAUAUUGAGAAACGUGUGCAACAGGGACCCGAUAAAUUAUCGAUUUUUAUGACGGCUUCAAAUGUUAGUCCAAUUCAGGCGGUAUUUACGAUAACUCAAACGCUCAAUAUUGAUUUUAUUGAAGAAGAUGAGGCUGUUGAAAUGUUGAAGAAAUAUACGGAAAAUGAGAAAAGGAAAUUGACUGGGGAAGAAUUGAGUGCGAUCAAAAAUGAGGUGAGGAACUUGGGGAAUUGACGCGGAAGCUUGAUAUUUAUAUUUUUAGUGGAUCUGAAAACAAGAUGGAACUAAUUUUGCUACUGAUUUUUGUAUUUACAAAAAUGUUGAAACAUAUUUUUCCGGGGAAAACAUUUGAAGUAUUUAAAUAUGAAUUGGAAAUUUUUGAAACCAAUUUCACUUUAGCGAAAAAUUGAAACAGUGAAUUUUUCCGAAAAUUCUCUGAUACUCUUUUGGAAAAUUUCAAAAGUUUUCAGUUCAUUUUCAUCAUACAAAAAAUUUGAAACAGUAAAAAAAUUUUAAUUUUUUGUUCAUGAAACUCUGGUGAAAUAUCGAUUUUUAACUUUUAUUUUUCACACUACCAGAAAUUUGAAACAGUAAAUUUUUUUUUAGAAAACAAUUUUUGGUACCUGAAUAUUCUAAAUUAUGGUUUUGUGCUAAGAAAUCUGGCACGAUUAAUUAAAAAAAAACCACGUGUUCAAAUUCUACCUCAAAAAACCCCUAUGACGUGACAUUUUUGCAGAUGGUAACAGCUCGUGAAAAUAUGCUCGUCGCCAAAACCUAUGCCCAUGAAAUUUGCACCGAAAGUUAUUCCCCAAUUUCUGGUGGAAUCGAAGGCCGAUUUAAUAGAAUCGAGGAAAAAUUUGGGAAAAAUGCAGUUUGCUCAAUUCUACGCUAUUUAGCUGUUUCAUCACAUGGCCUAACUCGAUUAGAAUUACACGAUGUUUUAAGUUUGGAGAAACCUGUGGAUAUUUAUCAAGUUGCUUUUCCCAUUCUAUUAUUAGAUGAUAUUAUUGAAGCGCUUGGCCCGAUUUUGCGAAAAGUUUUUAUGGAUAAUAGGGAGAUUAUUAGCAUUGCUCAUGUUAAUUUGAGCACGUUGAUCAAACAUCGAUAUAUUCUAACGACAACUGAUUUGAAAUUAGCGCAUGUUAAAUUGUCGGAUUUGUUCACUGAAUUGUAUGUUGAAAUGGAGACGAAUACGCCCAGACAUUCGAUUUGUUAUCAGAAUUUUCCGCAGGCUAUGAAGAGGGAUAAUGGAUCGGCGAAUGUUAGAAAGUUGAGAUUGUUGUGGCAUCAUUUGUUGCAUACGGGUAAGCGGAACGGGGAGCGGAAAGGCUUCCGCGCAUGAUUUUUCUGGGAAAAUCCCAAAUUUUUCGACCUAACCUUGUUUGGGCUCAAAAUACUUCAAAAAAUUUUGAAACAGUAAAAUUUUUUAGAUAAACAAAUAGUCAUUUUUUUUCCCGAAAAAAACCAUUUUUUAAAUUGAAACAGAGAUUUCAUUUUCUACCAAUAAACGAAAAUUUUAAAUUUUAAAUGAAAAAUUUAUGAAAUUUUUGAAACAGGAGAUUUUUGUGCCCGAAAAAUUGAGUUUUUUUUUUGGAAGUUUUCGGUGUACAUUUAGAAUCCAAAAAAAAAUACCAAAUUUAUUCCCGAAUCUCCUUCCUUCCUAGACUAUAGUUUAUCUUUCAGGUAAUAUGGAUUCAUUAAAAGAAUUGGCUCUAUGCCAUUUCGAUUAUAUCGAUCUAACAGCUCGCUAUUUCGGAGUUCAUCAUUUAUUAACAUUAUAUGAAGAAUGUGCAAUGCAAGUGUUACAUCAUGAUUUACAAGUGUUGUGUGAGCAAGUAUUGCUUCCAGCUCUCACAACAAUUGUUCGAGAUAAUGAGCAACUAGCAGCUGAGGUUAUUGGAAGAUUGAGAUUUACUAGAGGUAAGUGAAAUGAGAGAGUUUUUGAGAAGCUGAAAAUUGAUUUUCUGAAAAAUUUUGAAUGUUAUUGAAUUUUUAUUAAUUUUUAGCGAAAAAAAAAAAUUUUUUUAAUGAAUAUUUUCAUAGAUUUUUGAUUUUCUUAAUGAGAAAAAUUUGGAAAUUUGAAUUUUUGAUCUCAAAAUUCAUCACUGGCUUUCUGAAGCUCUAUAAAGUCCCCUAAAAAACCUGAAGCUCCUGAGAGCUGAAAAUUUAUGAUUUCAAGUUUUUAUAGCAUUUUUUGAAACAGUGAGAUUUUUGAAUAAAAGAGUCGUAAAUUCUAAUUUUUUUCAAAAUAGUGUUUUUUUCUGCCAAAUUUCUGCCAAGAGGAACGUAUUGAAUUUUUCAAUGAAAAAAUUAUAACAAUUCUGAAACGUAAAUUUUCUGGGGAAAAAUUGGGAUUUUUAAAACAGUUUGAAAAAUUUUCGAAACAAUUUUUUUUGUAAUUAUUAGUUUUCAGCUACAUAUUUAAAAACCAUCGAAAAAUUCCGAUAUUUCCAGCCGAAAACAGUCAUUUUCUCAACACAAUGGUCGAACAAGCAAUGGGUUGGGUCGAUCUAUACACCCGUCAACCUCUCCUAGUUCCGCUAACUUGCUGGAUUUCACCGCCAAAAAUGAAGACGUGUCGAACGUUUUGCCUGAAAGACUGGAAACCUGGACAGACGAUUUUGACACCAACACAAAAUCAUCAACAUAUUUUGAUAACUGGAAAUUUGUCAUUUCCCGGAGUGAUUUAUAUGUAUCACGUGGCUUCGCAAUUAUUGAUUAUUGAUUUUAAAGGUGAGUUGGGGGCCUAAAUUAUGCCACGUGGCUUUUUAAAAAUUAUUUUUACCCUUAAAAAUCACAUCAGAAAUAUAAAAGAUGCUGAACCAAAAUUCAAAAGGCUUCUAGAAAUUUCGGAAUUUUUUUUUGAUUUAUUAAAAGUUUACAGAGUUUUAAGGUUUUUUAAAUUACUGUAGGCUUUCGAGACUUGUAGAAAACUGUCUAAAAGUACUGUAAGUUUAAAAUUACCAGAAAUAAUUAAUAGGAAAUAAUUCUAAAAAACAAUCCUGGAAUAAGAAUUUUCUUGAAUUCAUAAAAAUUUUGAAACAGUGAAUUUUUGGUAUUUUUUCAAUACUGAAAAUCCAAUUUUAAGAUUAUUCAAAACAUGUUUCCCCUCAAAAAAUCCAAAAAUCUUGCAGGCCACACCGCUGCUGUCACAUGCCUAAUAACAAGUUCAACCGGCAGCUUCUUCGUCAGCACAUCCGCUGACAAAACCGUCCGAAUCUGGAGUUAUCAAACCGGCGAAACCCUCAAAAUUCUAACACAUCAUACAGCAAAAGUGACUUGUGCUAUUCUAACAAAUGAUGAUGAAUAUCUGAUAACAGCAUCAGCAGAUUCAUCAGCCAAAAUGAUAAAUGUGGAAAGUGGUCAAGUUUUGCGAAGUUUCAAUGAUCAUACUGGAAGUGUUGUUUCUUUGCAAUUGACUUCGAAUAACUUGUUUUUGAUAACUGGAAGUGGAGAUUUUGUGGUACAAAUGUGGGAUGUAACAAAUGGUCAUUGUAUUUCAAGAAUGGGCGGACUUAUGGCUCCAGUCUCUACACUUGCCAUAACUUCAAAUGAUGCUUUUGUCGUAGUUGCUUGUGAAGAUGAAACACUUAAAGUAUUCAGCACUGUUACCGGACAAGAGUUACACGAACUUAUGGGACAUGAGGGCAAGGUUAAUUCGUUGGUUUGUGCACAUGAUGAUUGUCAAUUGUUUGCGGCGACUAAAUCCAAGAUUUUUUGCUAUGAUAUUCAUAAUGGACAGAUGAUUGAGGUGUUGGAUUUGCAGGUUAGGUCAUUUUAAAAAAUUGUAUAGGAUCCGCGCCUUGAGAAUUACUCUGGCAAGGUGCGGCGCCUAGAGAGUUAAAAUGUGAAGAAUCAGCGCAUAGAGCUCAAGUAGCCGAUCCUAGAAACUUUAAUUGUCAAGGGCCCGCGCCUUGAGAGUUUAGUUAUCAAGGAUUAGCGUCUAGAGAUCCCCAAUUUAAUUUUGAAUUGCUCAUAUUAAACAAAUCACCCAAAUCACAGUUUUUCAUAUAAAUAUUUGCAGCAACCGUAUCCUGUGUGCAGUAUGACUAUUAGUUCGGAUAAUAAUUUUCUGAUAAGUGGAUGUGGUUCAAGAGUCACAAUAUGGAAUGUGCAAAAAAGGAAUCACGAUGCACACGAUAUUUCAGUAGAUAAAGAGGGAUUCUUGACGGCAGUCGCAAUGUCUUUUGAUGAAAAAGUUGCCGCGUGUGGAACUUAUAAUGGAAUUGUGGCUGUUUGGGAUUUGGAUAUUUGCCAAUGUAUCAAUACAGUUGUUCAGGCAAAAGGGAUUCCGGUCUCGUGUGUCAAAUUCAACAAUGAUAAUACUUUAUUGCUAUCCGGAAAUUCGGUGGGAAAUAUUGUUGUGUUGGAUGCGGCGAAUGGACUUCCCUUGAGAGAUGUUAAUGUGAGUUGUAUUUUGGAGGGGGGGGGGGUCUGGGGUCAACCGAAUAUCUGAGCCAAGAGUUCUAAGAAAAUUUCAAAAAAAAAUUUUCAAUAAAUUUUGGACCUAAAUUCUAGAAAAUUGUUGGAAUACAUUUUUUGAUAAAUUGUUUACUUAUCGAAAGAAAAAAAUUUUUUUGAAAAUUACAAAUCUUUUGAAACAGUGAAUUUUUUUCAUAUUUUUUGGAGAAAUAGUUUUUCUGAUAAAAAUUGAAAAAUUCAUGUCAAAAGUUUCUAGAUUUUUUGAAACAGUUAAUUUUUUUUAAUUUUUCAAUAAAUUUUAGACAUAAAUUCAGUGCUGAAAAUGGUUUAAGAGUCAUUAUUUGAAAAAAGGGAAAUUACGAGGAUAGGCUCUGUACAGAAAAAAUGAUGGUCUCAAAAACGGCCCAUAUUUUUUGUACAGACCUUUUAACUAUCCAACAAUAAAAAAAACAUGUUUUUGAUUCAAAAAAAUUUUCAGUUUCAGUGGGGGAGGCUGAAAAUGGGUAUGCGCAACUCGCUUUGAAACGUUGCGCAACCGUAACUCAGCUUAACGCUAACUAUUUUUGAUGAUCAAAAAAGCAUUUUGCUCGUCUUUUUGUGCUCUACAAGCACGAAAAUAGCUCCACUCAAAAAAAAUUAUUUUUGAGCAAGUUGGAAAAAACCAGUUCGCAAAAACUGACAUUUUCGGAUUUACAGACAAAAAAGGGCGACGUCUAACCGCAUUCAAUCGAUUCCUCUUGAUUUUUUACCCCUAGGCGCACAGUAUUAUCAAAAUCGGCGGUAACCAUCAUCUUCGUUUUAGACCUCGAUUCAAAAAAUGACCCUUCUGAAAAAACUUUUUUUUUCAGUUUUUUUUAAAUUUUUUUAUAUUUUAGGCUGAAUAAAGACUGUUUUGACAUCGAAAUAAUUCAAAAACACUUUUGGUUGUUGAAACUGACUCAAAUUGUGAGGUUUUACCAAUUCUUAUAAUCUCAUUGAUGUUUUCGGUAAGACCAUCGGACAAGAUCUGAAAAUACUUGAAACUGGACUCUGGAUGACAAAUUAUUAUCGAAUUGUGCCUAAAACACUCUAAAAACAUGUAUUCUAACAUUUUUUAUCAAUUUCCAUUCAAAUACGGAUGUUUUUACUCGAUUUGGACAUUACUGGAAUUCCGAUGUUUGUGUUGAUCUCUGAUUUUCGUCAUCGAAGACAUCAACAUUGAAUAAUUUUGAUGGUAUUGACUUCAAAACAAAUUUUCAAGUUUUUGAAACUCAUCUCCAGAAAUUGUACAAAUCAACAUUUCUCCAGGCGAGGCUGAUCGUAGAUCUUUUUAUUGAUCUUCCAGCUGAAUCUGAUACCACUGUUUCCAUCACACAUUUAUUGUACUAAAUGUAGUUUUGAAAACGUUUUUCUUUCAUAUUUCAUUUUGCCUCAAAAACAAAAAAACAGUCAAGAAUAAUCGCUGAUGUCAACGAUGGAAUCAGAUCAGAGAUCAGGAUAAACAUCCUAAUUCCAGUAAUGUCUGAAUCGCGAAUAAACUGCACAUUUUGUCUGGGAUUAAUGAGAAGUACUAAUUUUAUCAUCAUAAUAAUGAAUAGAAUCAAUUUUAUAGUGAAUCUCGAAAUUAAUUGAAGUUUCAGUAAGGCCAUCGGAAAAAAUCCUGAUUUUUAUAUCAGAUGAUUUUCAUCGACAUAUUACUCAUAUCAUUGAUGAAUGAUGUGCAAAACACCAAAGUGAACAGGAAAAACACUAUUCCGAACAAUCCCAGACAAAAUGUGCAGUUUAUUCGCGAUUCAGACAUUACUGGAAUUAGGAUGUUUAUCCUGAUCUCUGAUCUGAUUCCAUCGUUGACAUCAGCGAUUAUUCUUGACUGUUUUUUUUUGUUUUUGAGGCAAAAUGAAAUAUGAAAGAAAAACGUUUUCAAAACUACAUUUAGUACAAUAAAUGUGUGAUGGAAACAGUGGUAUCAGAUUCAGCUGGAAGAUCAAUAAAAAGAUCUACGAUCAGCCUCGCCUGGAGAAAUGUUGAUUUGUACAAUUUCUGGAGAUGAGUUUCAAAAACUUGAAAAUUUGUUUUGAAGUCAAUACCAUCAAAAUUAUUCAAUGUUGAUGUCUUCGAUGACGAAAAUCAGAGAUCAACACAAACAUCGGAAUUCCAGUAAUGUCCAAAUCGAGUAAAAACAUCCGUAUUUGAAUGGAAAUUGAUAAAAAAUGUUAGAAUACAUGUUUUUAGAGUGUUUUAGGCACAAUUCGAUAAUAAUUUGUCAUCCAGAGUCCAGUUUCAAGUAUUUUCAGAUCUUGUCCGAUGGUCUUACCGAAAACAUCAAUGAGAUUAUAAGAAUUGGUAAAACCUCACAAUUUGAGUCAGUUUCAACAACCAAAAGUGUUUUUGAAUUAUUUCGAUGUCAAAACAGUCUUUAUUCAGCCUAAAAUAUAAAAAAAUUUAAAAAAAACUGAAAAAAAAAGUUUUUUCAGAAGGGUCAUUUUUUGAAUCGAGGUCUAAAACGAAGAUGAUGGUUACCGCCGAUUUUGAUAAUACUGUGCGCCUAGGGGUAAAAAAUCAAGAGGAAUCGAUUGAAUGCGGUUAGACGUCGCCCUUUUUUGUCUGUAAAUCCGAAAAUGUCAGUUUUUGCGAACUGGUUUUUUCCAACUUGCUCAAAAAUAAUUUUUUUGAGUGGAGCUAUUUUCGUGCUUGUAGAGCACAAAAAGACGAGCAAAAUGCUUUUUUGAUCAUCAAAAAUAGUUAGCGUUAAGCUGAGUUACGGUUGCGCAACGUUUCAAAGCGAGUUGCGCAUACCCAUUUUCAGCCUCCCCCACUGAAACUGAAAUUUUUUUUUUGAAUCAAAAACAUGUUUUUUUUAUUGUUGGAUAGUUAAAGGUCUGUACAAAAAAUAUGGGCCGUUUUUGAGACCAUCAAUUUUUUUCUGUACAGACCAUUUUCCCUUUUUACAAAUAAUGACUCUUAAAUUCUUUUUUUUUUUGAGAAGUUAAUAACAAAUUAAUCGAAUGAAAAAAAACUUUUGAAAAUUACAAAUCUUUUGAAACAGUGAAUUUUUUCAUAUUUUUUUUGGAGAUCUAGAUUGUCUAGUAAAGAUAAUGUUUUGAAAAUUCAUGUCAAAAUUUUCUUGAUUUUUUGAAACAGUAAAUUUUUUUUUAAAGACACAUCAGCCACUGGAAAAAAACAGAUUUCCCGCAUUUAUUUUCAAAUGAGAAAAACAGCAUGUGCGCUCUAUUGCUUCGUUGUGUGCAAACUGUUUCGAAAAUCCCGUCGGCUGAGCGAUUUCAAAAACAAUUAAUUUGUUUUUUUCACUUUUGCCAGACUCAAACUUUUUUCUUGAUUUUUAUGAAUUUCGAUUACUUGAAAGGUGUUGAGAAAGAAUAACAAACUCAUUUUCUGUUCAUUUCUAGUGGAUUGUGUGUCUUUAAUUUUUUCAAUAAAUUUUAGACCUAAAUUUAGUGUUGAAAAUUGUUUAAAUUCUUUUUUUUGUGUGAGAAGUUAAUCACAAAUUGAUCGAAUGAAAAAAAAACUUUUGAAAAUUACAAAUCUUUUGAAACAGUGAAUUUUUUAAAAAUAUUUUUUUGGAGAUCUAGAUUUACUAGUAAAAAUAAUUUUUUGAAAAAUUCAUGUCAAAAGUUUCUUGAUUUUUUGAAACAGUAAAAAGUAAUUCUCCUUUUUUUUUUAAAUUUAGGCUCAAAAUUCUUGAUCAAUUUCAGAACAAAUAUGAACCAAAAAAGUUGAUUUUGAUAGAAAAAAAUCCAUGCUUUUUCAGAUGCAUACCACUGAAAUCGUCUCAAUCUUUUCAAUUUUCCCCAACGGCAAAAUACUAUCAUGUGAUCGCGACGGAAAAUUGGUGCAAUGGGAUUGUUUUGGUGAAGAUGACACGCCCGAAAUGAUUGCCAAUGGAAUAAAACCGCCCAUUUUCAUUCCGCCAGGCGGAAAAAUUAUGAUUGGAUAUUGUCCGACAAAUCCGAAAGAGAUGAAAGUUUGGCAAUUACAAGAAGACGGAGCACCGAUAAAUCGAAAUAAAUUGAGCCAUAAUGAAGAGAUCACUUGUUUUGCGACGGCUUCGAAAGGCGGAAGUUUAGUGGCGACUGGAAGUUUGGAUAUGAGUUUGAAGAUUUGGCAGGCGGAUUCGGGAUUUUUGACACAGGUUUGCAGAGUUUGGAGAUAGGUUUGAGUGGGAAAAGAUUCUUUCGGAAUUGUUGAAACUUCAGUUUUUUAAUUAGAAAAAAUUCACUGUUUCAAAAAAUUCCGUUUGCUAGAAAUAAUUUAUUCUUCAAAAUUUUACUGUUUCAAAAAUUUUUUUAAAUAAAAAUUUUGUCUUUUUUUUUAAUCACUUAACAGUUUAUGUCCAAAAAUGAAAAAUUAGCAUUUUUAUUAAUUUUUACUGUAAAAAUUUCAAUUUCCAGGAUUUUUUUAGAGCAGUAAAAUUUUGUUAUGAAAAUUAGCUGAAAGUUGAAAGUUCGACUGAAAAUCAUCUAGAAAAUUUAAAUAAAAAACAUUUACAAAAUUUGCCACGUGGCGAAUCAAAAACUUCAAAAACUCAACCAAAAACUAGAGUAUACUUGAGAUUCCUCCAAAUUCACAAUUUUGUUUUCUCUUCAGAUUCUCGUUGGCCACGAAGAUAUCGUAACUUGUUGUUGUUUAUCGGAUGAUGAGAGAAUUGUGAUAUCCGGUGCGAGAGAUCAUAAAAUGAUUGUUUGGAAUGUGAUAACUGGAGAGAAUAUGUGCACAAUUUUGGCGGCUGCUCCAAUUUCAGCUGUUGCUUUGACUGGUGAUGGAACUGUUGCGUUUUCGAGUGAGUUUUUCGGGGGUUUUUGGGCCAGAAAAACUUAAUUUUGAGUGGAAAAAUGUCUGAAAAACUCUAAUUUUCCGCAAAAUGAAAUACAGAAAAUUGUUUUUUUGUUAGAGACAUGUUUAGGAUUUUUAAAACUGCUUUUUUUUCAAAGUUUUUGAAUGAAAAUCAGACAGUUUUAACAUAAUUUAACCCUAACAAAAAAUUAGUUUUUUUACAAAAUUUUUUUUGAAACAGCAAAAUUUUCUUCCGAAGUUUUAUAUUUUUUGAAAUUGUAAAAUUUUAUUCUCUAACAUGAGCAAUACCCCAUCCCUCAAUUUUUCUCAAACUUCCUCCAUUUUUUGCAGGCACCGAAGAAGGUUGGGUUGAAGCAUGGUCGACGGAUAAAGGAAAACGUCUCUCGAUGUUUAACACACAUCGACCAAUUCGAAAUUUAAUCACAAGUUUCGAAGCGAAUCGAUUAUUAGUUCAUUUAACUGGAUGUGCACAAUUACCUAUUUUAUGUUUACAUAAUACACCAGCAGCUGCACAAGAAGCAACUAGAAGAAGAAGUGCGAGAGCUCCGUCGGUUUCGAGUAUUACUAAUGAACCAGGUGGGUUGAGGGGAAAUUUGGGAAGUUUUUUCAAAAAUCUCUUCAAGACCUCAUAUUUUUGAACUGAAAAUUAGUAUUUAAAAAUAGUCUCUGGAAUUUGAAAUAAAAACUGAGUUUCAAAUUUUAAUAAGAAAUAUUAAUUUGCCCAAAUUUUAUAUUUGUUACAGCCAUUGGAAUGUCAUCAGCAAGUUCAAUAAAUGAAGUGAAAAAAGAUAUGGCAUCUUCAUCAAGUGUAACUCCAUUAUUAGGAAAUGGUUCACAAAAUCAAUCAAAAGGUCGAUCGACUUUCGAUAAAUUGGAGAGAAGCAAAAGUCGAACAUCAAUGAUUGAGAAAGUGAGUCGAAUGUGUCGAAUGUAAAUAGGUAAAUAUUGAAUUAGAGAGUAGAAAUUGAAGGGCUAAUAGGUUUCUAGAAAUUUUGAAGAUUCGUCCUUUCUUUCACUAUCUAUUUUUCUGAAAUUAAUUUUUCAAAACCAGUAUCCCCUUAAAUUCAUCCGAACUCAAUAAUAUUCCAGGAUCGACCAACUACUCUUACAAAUAUUGUGGCACCAGUUCAAAAAUCCAAUAUGUGUAAUAUUUUGUGAUUUUUUAUUAUUUUCAAUUUAUUUUUUCUGACUGAUUGUGACAAUUUUUCUCUUUAAUUUUGAAAUUUUGAAUUUUUUAUUGAUCUCGAUUUUUUUUUUUCAAAUGAAAAUUAUUGUUUUUUCAAAUUUUGAGAUUGGUUCGGGAGUCCAAAUUUUCUCAAACUGAAAGUUUAAAAAAAUACACUGUCAACGAACAAAUUUUUAUCUCGUCAUUCUAAAAUUCGAUGGAAAUACUUAUCAGUUCUGGUCUCUAGAAAUAUGCAUCCACUUUCUGAAAUAACAAUCAUUUUAAGCUAUGAUUAGGAUGAAAAAAACUCACUUCUGGUCAAAUUAUAAAAGCUAAGUUAAUUUCUUCGGAUCUUUACAUAAUUUUAACAUAGAUAAUCAGUUUUCAGAUUGAAAUAAUUACUGUAAUUUAGAUACAGUUUCAGAUUGGAAAAUUGAGAAAAUUUCGGAAAUAUGACGAAAAAUGACUCAUUUUUCAAAAAAAAAACGUUUUUGUUUAUCUCAGGAAGAAGGAUGUGGACUAGCCGCGAGGUUAGACGAAAAAUGCUAUGUUCUCGCGGGGUAACGCGAGAUUAUUGCGAACCUACACAAAAAACAACUAGCAACACUUUGCUGCUAGUACGCAAAAAAAGAGAGAGAGGAAAAAUGAAAUUGCGCACUAGCAGCGAGAGUGCGCUAGUUGGCUUUACCCACGUUGGCCUAAAAACCGACAAAUGCGGAGUUUUUUCGAAUCCGUGCAAAAAAUUUUGUUUUUCAUGGUUUCUUUCUUUUUCUUCUUUAUUUGUUUGAGAAUAAUGAGGUUCAUUUUCAAUUUCCAGAAAUACGAAACCGUCAAAGAAUAAGAAAAUGCAGAAGUAACAGAGGUAAGCGUUUAUUUUCCCUUUUUUAAAGUAGUUUUGAUAAAAUUUCUAUACAGAUUUACAAAAGGCAAAACUGGAGACAUAUCGGAUGGUGCAAAUAGGAUUCCGAAGAUGA
Messenger RNA from Caenorhabditis angaria, 14846 nucleotides. NCBI's taxonomy places the organism in Eukaryota, Metazoa, Nematoda, Chromadorea, Rhabditida, Rhabditidae. The record is from the annotation of a GenBank genome assembly.